CGAAUAGCGAUUCUCACUGUACCUGUGAAAUCUUCAACAAUGAACAGUCUAUCUUUACUCUUUUUGACCGCGUUGGUCCUAGUGACAUCUAACGUACAGUCAACGAAUGGGGCGAUUACCAUUGGAGGUAUUUUGUCUGGAUUGGGAGGAAGCUCUAGCUCAUCAACCACCGAAUCAUCUUCAAAAUCAUCAAUACUUGGAAGUAUAAUAUCUGGAUUGGGAGGAAGUUCUGAUGAAUCAGACGACGAUUCUUCAAGCUCAUCAGUAAUUGGAAGUAUAAUAUCUGGAUUGGGAGGGAGCUCUAACGACUCAUCAGUAAUUGGAAGUAUAAUAUCUGGAUUGGGAGGGAGCUCUAACGAUUCAAAUUCAAACUCAUCAAUCAUCGGAAGUAUAAUAUCUGGAUUGGGAGGAAGUUCUGAUGAAUCAGACGACGAUUCUUCAAGCUCAUCAAUAAUUGGAAGUAUAAUAUCUGGAUUAGGAGGGAGCUCUAACGGUUCAAAUUCAAGCUCAUCAAUCAUCGGAAGUAUUAUAUCUGGUUUGGGAGGAAGCUCUGAUGAAUCAGACGACGAUUCUUCAAGCUCAUCAAUACUUGAAAGUAUUCUAUCUGGAUUGGGAGGAAGCUCUGAUGAUUCAGACUCUUCAACAGUUCUAGGACGUAUUAUUUCUGCAUUGGACGGAAAUUCUACUGGCUCCGAUACAAUUUUAUCAACGAUUAUAUCCCGACUGGAAGGAAAAACAUCUAAUGAAACUUUAGUUAAAAGAAUAACUGAACGUGUUACAUCCCUAUUGGGAGGAAGUUCUAGUGAUUCUCUAAUCCAAAGAAUAGUAAAACGUAUUCUAUCCCUAAUUUUCGGAAGCAGCAGCAGUUCAUCUUCUAGCAACAGCACAAUAUUAGGAAGUAUCAUAAACCGAGGCAAGCGUGACGUAAGCGACGAGUCCAGUGACAACUCUGACUACAGUGAUGAAUAACCACGUUGCUACAUUUGAUUCAACAUUAUGAUAUUUAUAAUAAUAAAAUUAUGUGUAUAUUA
Messenger RNA from Ostrinia nubilalis (European corn borer), 1031 nucleotides. RefSeq lists its product as uncharacterized. Lineage: Eukaryota; Metazoa; Arthropoda; Insecta; Lepidoptera; Crambidae. Bases 40 to 969 code for a protein of 309 amino acids. The transcript is spliced from 14 exons. The record is from RefSeq and is a predicted model, not a curated record.